Physella acuta is the source of this 2194-nucleotide messenger RNA. Its product is annotated as early endosome antigen 1. The record is from RefSeq and is a predicted model, not a curated record. Gene Ontology annotation, molecular function: protein binding. NCBI's taxonomy places the organism in Eukaryota, Metazoa, Mollusca, Gastropoda, Physidae.
UUUUACAAAACAAUAAAAAUACUAAGCAUACUUUUCAGACAGAAUAAUAGUUUCUGGUAAAACGUUAGAACGACACUAGACAAAACUUGAACUUAAUUGCAAGUUGUGGUCAGCAAAAUCAAACGAUGGCUGAGGCUAAAAAAGACCUAAAUAAACUCUUGGAACAUUUAGUGGACAUAAAUAAAGAGCUAGAAAGAAAAAUAAGGAAACUAUAUCAACAGGUCAAUUUGAAAACAGAGGAAUGUAUAAAAAAUUAUUCUCAAGGAAACAUAGACGAAAUAAAAGAAGUGGUUGCUCUGGUGAGGAAAACAAAUUCUGCACUGCUGGACCAUAACAAAAUUAUUUCAGAUGUAAAAAAGAAACUUGAUGAGCUAAAGAAAAGACAAGCAACACAUGAAGCAGUUGACUGUGGACGAAGUUUAACAAUGAAAUUAAAUCUGACGGACACAACUUGUACGUCAGCUGAAAACGACCAUCAAGGAAACGAAAAUGAAAAAUCAGAAAUAAAUAAAAAGGAAAACACAAGUUUAGAAAAGAGAAUUGAGCAUGUUGAGACAGAGUUAAAUUCAGUCAAAGAUACAAAACAAAAAACCGAGGAUGACCUUUCAGAAAUGAAACAGUGGAAAGAAAACAUUUUAGAAAAUAGAAUUAAAUAUAUUGAGGACAUGAUUUCUAUUCUACAAAAAGCGACAGAAAAAAUGAAAGAACAGUCUGUAACAGAAAAGUGUGACAUGGAUAAGCAAAUACUUCACGUGACGAAAAAAACAAAAAAGAAAUUUAAAAACCUCCAACAGAAGAUGAAUUUACAGAACGAUACAAUUCACGAGCUACAAAAUAAAGAAAGCAUUUGCUUACCAGAAAUUAACGACUGGCGAGACAAAUCCACAUCUGAACAAAGUGAUAUAUUGAUCAAAAUGAAACAGCUAUCCGAUGAACAAAAAGAAAAUUAUUUAAACCUAAAACAGCAGUGCACAGAAGAUGAAAAUAAAAUUGGUGAGUUGAGUCAGCUAAUUGAGAUUUUAAUGGAAAAUUAUGCAAAGACUUGCAGAAGUCUAGAACAAGUUAAUAUUGAUAUAGAAACUGUCAAAAGCAAUGUGAAUGAAAUGGAGAAGAAGUUGAAAGUCAACACAGAUGAGUCAGAUAAUAUUGCAAGAAUUGUAGCCAGCCAUUCUGAAUUGAUUUGUGUUUUACAAAACGUUGGAAAAGAACACGUUGCUAGCAGCGAAAACCAGAUUGAACAAUUAAAGACAAUGCUUGCAACGUUAGAAAAUGAUAUGAUCACUAGAUCAAACGAAUUGAAAACAAUAAAGUCACGUGUAUGUAACAGAUAUGCUUGUCAUGUGGCGCUUGGUGAUCACACACUUGUCAGUAAUGGAUCAACUAUUUCAAGUUUUGGUAAAGUGCGUGAAUUUAACGGUCAAAAUUUUGAUCAAACAACAGGAAAAUUUUUAUCACCACAUGAUGGUUUAUAUCUUGUCUGUGUGACUCUACAUGAAUGUCAAAAUAAAAUGAUUAAAGUUGGUGUGGUGGCUGGAGGCAGGUGGUGUAAGUCUAUAGAAGUGAAAUGUGCCGACACUAGCGCUGCUGGGUCAGUGGUUGUUGACAUGAAGAAAGGUCAAGAACUUUACCUUGAAGUGUAUCACGCAGAUCAAGGCGCAGCUUUAUCCCUCUACAGUAGUUUUACUAUCGUUCGUUUAUAGAAGUAAAACAGUAAACAUGGUGGAUGGUAAAUUUUCAAAACAAUAAAAGAUGUAACCAACAUGUUAUACGCACGUUAACAUCUUACAAUGUGUGUAGACUACAUGUCCGCACAAACUUAAGUGGUUUAUAUGUUGUUUGUUUAGUCAUCAUUUGGGAGUUCUAGCUUAUUCAAUGUGCACACCAGUAAUGUGUCAUACUUGACGACACUAAGUUCAUAUCUCUAAUAGACUAUAAGAUUGAUUUGUUUAAAUAUCUUUAUCAGUAUGUGAGCACUAGGUGUAUGGUCUAAUCAUAAUUUUCAUGUUAAUUGUUAAAAAAAAUAUACUUAUACCUGGAACUACAUGAUUAUGAACUAUUUAAAAAAGAUUGUUAGAAUGAGUUCACUUAACAAACAUUAACAUUUGUAUUUUGUAUUAAAAACAUUAAUUUGUUAUAAAUUUUAAAGAAUUUUUUUAUUAUUAUACUGCAAAGAACUGUUGUCAUUUUGAUCACU